Messenger RNA from Suillus subalutaceus, 3289 nucleotides. Its product is annotated as Mg-transporting ATPase. Gene Ontology annotation, molecular function: P-type magnesium transporter activity; ATP binding; ATP hydrolysis activity. The coding region runs from base 446 to 3289 and encodes 947 amino acids. Gene Ontology annotation, cellular component: membrane. The transcript is spliced from 14 exons. Gene Ontology annotation, biological process: magnesium ion transport; monoatomic ion transmembrane transport. NCBI's taxonomy places the organism in Eukaryota, Fungi, Basidiomycota, Agaricomycetes, Boletales, Suillaceae. The record is from RefSeq and is a predicted model, not a curated record.
CAUAUGUUCGCCUAGUAGUACUCGUACUACUCGUGGCCUCUCAUGCUCACCACCUCGAGGCUAGUUAGCGGUCCGACAUAUCCGCGGAUUGACAAAGGUUGGUGUCGACAUGUCGACUUGUGACUUGACACCUGUCAAGUUGAAUUUCAGUCAUCAAUCACUAUACUCCAUGCCUGCCCAUUGGCUGCUUCGGAUAACAAGAAAUCAGUGAGAUCAAUUUUGCAUCCGAUUGGAGAUCAAUUUUCUGGCACGCCGCUUCAGCCCACAUAUAAAAACGCUCUCUCCUCGUUCUACUAGAUCCAUAUACAUGGUAUCUCGCAUCCAACUCCCGCUACACCGUCUUCUCGCCGUCAGCAGAACCAGCUCCUCAAAGAAGGUUUGUGCUAGGUAAAUUUUCUGACUCGUCCAGGCUGCUUAUCAUCCUGUCUACGAUGAAGCCUCCGUGAUGCUCCUACUUGCAAAGCUCUUCCCCUCUCGCUCUUCACUUGCAAAUUUGGAAAAGCAUGGACCCGACAUAGCCACUUCAGACUCCGAGAGUAACAAGUCGCCCAUCCCGGCACAACCGGUCGCAACCGAGGAGCAGGAGCAGCUCAUAUCUGCUACCCUCAGUCGUUUCGCGCAAGUCCCCGUCUCGGCUAUAUUCGUAUCGGAACCCGGAUGGAACCCUAGAGUUCCUCUCUCCGCCCUGCGCAUGCUUUGGGGGGCCAUCAUCAAUCCCUUCAACAUCCUCUUGACCAUCCUCGCCAUUAUCAGCGCUGCCACUGAACAGAUCCCCACCUUCGUCGUCAUGAUGGCAAUGGUCUUCGCUUCAACCGGUUUAAGGUAUUGGCAAGAAUUGAAGUCCAUGAUUCAAGCAGUCAAUUUGAUCAAGUCAGUCACGACCAAUACCCGCGUUCUUCGUUAUCGAAGCUCUGGUUCGGAACAGCUCGAAAUCGAUCAGCGCAAUGUCGUUCCAGGUGACGUCAUAGCUGUCACCAGCGGUGAUGUCUUCCCUGGUGAUUGUGUUCUCAUUACGGCCGAGGCUAUCACAAUCACACAAGCCUCGCUUACCGGAGAGAUGAUGCCCGUCGAGAAAACCGUCCGCCUUGCUGCCACAAGUCCCGGAGAAACCUUUGAUUUACUACACAAUGUUAAUGUUUGUCUCGCCGGCACAUCUGUUGUCACAGGGAAUGGACACGCUCUCGUCGUCUCGACUGGCAAGGAUACAUACAUGGCUUCUAUCGCCAGAGAGCUCUCCAAACGACGGCCGGAAAACGCUACUCAGAUUGGCAUCAGGAAAGUCAGCUAUGUCUUGAUGGCCUUCAUGGGCGUUAUGGCUCCCAUUGUGUUCAUCGUCCAGGGUGCUGUUAGUAAGAACUGGAAGGGCGCGAUCAUGUUCGCGAUCGCUGUUGCAGUCGGCAUUACCCCAGAAAUGUUGCCAAUGAUUGUGUCAUCUAACCUUGCGCUGUCUGCUGUUCGUGUGGCACGCAAAAAAGUCAUUGUGAAGCGUUUCGAUGCCAUCCAGACCCUUGGCGCAGUUCGGAUUCUCUGCUCAGACAAAACAGGGACGCUUACCGCUGACCUCGUGCGCAUUUCAUUGUCCACGACGGGCACAGGAGACCUCUCACAACUUCCCAUCGAAUUGGCUUACAUCAACUCCUCACUGCAGACUGGUUCUCGUAGUCCGAUCGACCACGCAAUCGUUGACUUCGUCAAUCAAAGUGAGCAGGACAUCUUCACGGACAUUCCCAGAGACGGCUGGGUCAAGCAGGGCGAAGUUCCUUUCGAUUCGUCACGCCGCCUUCUAUCGGUCUUAGUUUCGCGACCUGGUGGCGAUGGCUCUGAAGGACUGUUGAUCACAAAGGGCGCAGUAGAAGAAGUCUUGGACGCGUGCGUGUCAGUCUACAACCAUCGGCCAUCUCCUUCCUCAGAUGCCUCGGAACCGCUCGGUUUCGAUAUGUCCCCCUCAGCGACGUUAAUUCUCACAGCAGACGAGCGGCGAAAAAUUCUUGAUACUGCUCAGCGUUUGAACGAGGAGGGGUUGCGUCUUGUCGCUGUGGCCUGCCGAGAACAGCUUAUUAAGCCGUUUAUGACCAUAUCCUGCUCUGACGAGAGCGAACUUGCCUUCAUUGGAUUCAUCGGGCUUCUUGAUCCAUUGAAACCUGAUGCCACCCAGGCGAUCAAAGAUUUGGCCGCAUUGAACGUGCAGGUUCGAAUCCUCACUGGUGACGCUCCUGCAGUGGCUGCAAAGGUAGCUCGCGACCUCGGGCUUAUACCAUCUCGCCAGCAUUCGUUGACUGCGGAGAACGAGAAGGAUGUAGAGGCUUCUGCCUCUUCUAAAGGCGAGGAAGGACUCAUUCUCACUGGCGUCCAGCUUGCGGCCCUUGCAGAUGAUCAAGAUGCCUACAAGGAUGCCAUUGAUCGCUGCAUCAUCUUUGCCAAACUCUCGCCUUACCAGAAGCUUGAGGUCGUGAAAGCUCUGCGCGCCGGUGAUGGUGGCAGAGCAGUCGCUUUCUUAGGAGACGGCGUCAACGAUGCUCUUGCUAUACGUGGCGCAGACGUCGGCAUCUCGGUGGACUCAGGAACCGACAUCGCGAAAGAAGCGGCAGAUGUGAUCUUACUUGAGAAGAGCCUAGCUGUCGUCGUUGACGGUGUGAUCGAGGGGAGGCUUACGCUCCUGAACACACUGAAGUACAUCAAGAUGGCGACCUCUUCCAACUUCGGUAACGUAUUUUCGGUCUUGGUUGCUUCUGCGUGGCUUCCAUACCAGCCUAUGCUCCCGCUGCAGCUCCUCGUCCAGAAUCUGCUGUAUGAUUUCUCUCAGGCAUCGAUUCCCUGGGAUAAUGUUGACCCCGAGUACUUGGUGGCCCCGAAGACAUGGGGAGCAAAAUCGAUCAUUCGUUUCAUGGUUUGCAUGGGUCCCUUCUCAAGCCCUUUUGAUAUCAUCACGUUCAGUAUUAACUGGUUCGUCUACGACAUUCGUACGCUCGACAACCCACUCGUUCCCCUUGCACAGACCCAUUGGUUUCUCGAGGGGUCUCUGACGCAGCUGUUCAUUAUCCACUUCCUGCGAACGGGCAAGGUCCCCUUCAUCCAGUCCCGCGCAUCGGUCCCAGUGGUUUUAACCACCUUCGGUAUUGCUGGUAUUGCUAUUGCAAUCCCAUACAUGCCGAAGGUCAACACUGCCCUACAGUUAACCCCGCCUGAGCCCAUCUACUACUCGUACCUGCUAGCGAUGGUCGCCGGCUAUGCUUUGGUCGUGCAUGUUGCCAAGACAAUUUAUCAACUUGCGUUCAAGGAAUGGCUUUAG